Messenger RNA from Vigna radiata var. radiata (mung bean), 419 nucleotides. RefSeq lists its product as uncharacterized. The record is from RefSeq and is a predicted model, not a curated record. The transcript has a single exon. NCBI's taxonomy places the organism in Eukaryota, Viridiplantae, Streptophyta, Magnoliopsida, Fabales, Fabaceae. Bases 69 to 257 code for a protein of 62 amino acids.
UAUAUAGGAUUGGUUGUGUGUGGGAGAAAGUGUGGAAAGGAAGAAGAUAGAGAGAGAGAGAGAGAGGGAUGAAGAAUGAACUGGGAAAUCUGGUGGAGUCGAUAAAGUCGAAGGUGAGAUCUCUGAACCUGAAGAAAGGGAAAAAACCUUACAUAAAGAUGGAUAAAAGUGCGAGUGUGAAAGUCGAGAUUCGCAGCAGAAAAGCUCGUAAGCUUAUAGAGAAGACCUUGAAGGCUGCUGACACUCAUCCUCGUUAAUCUCUUUCUUCUUCCAUUCCAUUUAGGUUACAGAUUCUUCUUUCUUUCUUUCUUUCCAUGGUUGGUUCCAACGCUACCAACCACCGACUCUUUUGUUUUUCUUCCUAUUACUAAUACUUUUCAUGAUUCCUGCAAAUAAAUAAUUCUAUAGUUUGUAGUCUA